This is a messenger RNA of Raphanus sativus (radish), 1835 nucleotides long. RefSeq names its product LRR receptor-like serine/threonine-protein kinase ERL1. Lineage: Eukaryota; Viridiplantae; Streptophyta; Magnoliopsida; Brassicales; Brassicaceae. The record is from RefSeq and is a predicted model, not a curated record. The coding region runs from base 340 to 1539 and encodes 399 amino acids. The transcript has a single exon. Gene Ontology annotation, molecular function: protein binding.
CGAAUCAUAAAUGCAAAACACUUUUCUCAUUCUAGAAUUUAUUACUCUUUUCUUCACAAAGUCACCAAAAAAGCAGAGGAGGAAGAAGAAGGACGAAGAAAGAAUACUCAGCUCUUGAUUUCGCUUCCUUCUCAAGCCAUCUUGAUUACCAUUUCUUUUGUCUCUCUCUCACUUCUCUCCGAAGAAAUCUUUUUCCUUCUUCUUUAAAUCAUAAGAAUCCUUCAGCUUACAAACACACCAUCAUCUCUUUCCGACAGACACGUACGAUCCAUCUGGUUUGUGUCUAAAAAGGUCUCUGGUUUUAUUUUAAGCUGUAACGGCUACGUAGCCUGAAGAAAGAUGAGAUUCCCUCCUUUGAGUUUUGUUCCAGUGCUUCUUCUUCUUCUUACACUACGGUGGGGGCUAUUCACGGAAGCGAUGAUCAACCCAGUUGAUUUCUUGGCUCUGCAAGCCAUACGAAAGUCUCUGGAUGAUCUGCCGGGUUCCAAUUUCUUCGACUCAUGGGAUUUCACCGGCGACCCUUGCACCUUCGCCGGAGUCUACUGCGACGGAGACAACGUCACCGCCCUUAAUCUCGGCGAUCCCAGAUCCGGGUCACCCGGUUUAUCAGGUCGGAUCGACCCGGCCAUCGGAAAGCUCUACGCUUUAACGGAGCUCACAAUCGUCCCGGGUCGGAUCAUGGGCUCCUUACCCGACACAAUCUCUCACGCAACGAAUCUCCGGUUCCUCGCAGUCACCAGAAAUUUCAUCUCCGGCGCGAUACCGGCGAGUCUCGGCGAGCUUCGCGGCCUCAGAACGCUCGAUCUGAGCUAUAAUCAGUUAACCGGGUCGAUUCCUCCGUCAAUCGGAUCCUUACCGGAGCUAUCCAGUUUGAUUCUGUGCCACAAUCACUUGAACGGAUCGCUUCCUCGGUUCCUCUCUCAGACACUGACCAGAAUCGAUCUCAAACGCAACAACCUCACCGGUGCAGUUUCUCCCACGUCUCUGCCUCCGUCGCUACAGUACUUGUCACUCGCUUGGAACCAGCUAACCGGACCAGUAAACCAGGUUUUACUCGGAUUAAACCAGCUCAGCUACCUCGAUCUCAGCUUAAACCGGUUCACCGGCGCUAUUCCCGGUCAGAUCUUCGGUUUCCCGAUCACGAAUCUCCAAUUACAGCGCAACUUCUUCUACGGCGCGGUUCAACCGGCGAACCAGGUGAAUAUUGCAACUGUUGAUUUAAGCUUCAACAGAUUCUCCGGCGAGAUUUCUCCGCUUCUCUCCAGCGUACAGAACCUAUAUCUGAACAAUAACCGGUUCACCGGUCAAGUCCCGGUUACCUUCGUGGAUCGGUUAUUGGCAUCGGGUAUUCAAACACUAUACCUUCAACAUAACUUCUUGACGGGGAUACAGAUUAGCCCGGCGGCGGAUAUUCCGGUGAGCAGCUCUCUUUGUCUUCAAUACAACUGUAUGGUUCCGCCGGUACAGACUCCGUGUCCGGUUAAGGCCGGUCCGCAGAAAACCAGACCCACAACGCAAUGCAACGAGUGGCGAGGGUAGUAAUGUCAUUUCUGGUGGUUAUGGGUUGCCGGGUCAAAUGCAUUUUUCUCCGGUUAUUUUGUUACAACUUUCGAGAUUCGAGGGCCGGGUCAAAUGUAUUUUUCUCCGGUUAUUUUGUUACAACUUUCGAGAUUCGAGGGUAAAAAGAAAAACUAUUCGUUUAUUCGUUGGUGACUUUGUGAUUUGAGAAUCAUAUAAUGCAAUGUAUGUUUAAUUUACGGCUGAGAAUCAUAUAAUGCAAUGUAUGUUUAAUUUACGGCUUCGAAUAAAACGAGCAACACCUAUGUAUUAAGUAA